AUGGAGGAGAAGGAGCUUAUCUUUUAUGGUCCUUUUUUUGGUGCACUAUUGAGGGUCAGAGACAGAAUUUCCCGGCUAGCUGACGGAGAGGAACUGAUUCAAUGGGAAGGGUCGAAUGAUGCAUCAAGAAGUAGGCUACGUCCUGUACCUUCACUUGAGUAUCUUUCCUUGCAAGCUCUUGCACAAAAUGCUGGGCAUAUAAUGUCACUUGGAUAUGCUCCUGAUUCCCUCGGAAGAAGACUCGGUUACAUGAUCUGCAAUCUCCGGAAAAUGGAUAUUCGCAUUUUUGAACUUUUUGUUGGGACAUACCAAAGAGAGAUACGUGUAAAGGACUGUUCUCUGUUGACAGGGGACCAGGUUUUGAAGACUCUUAGGAAUCUCAAUGAUCCAAAAAGUUUGAAAGUAAAAAACUUAAACUUGUCCAACUUCUUCCUUUUGAUACAUGUAGAACUGAUGUCUGGCGAAGUGCUUCAACUUGAACAAUGCACGCAAUUUGCAGCUGAUACGGUAAUAAAGAAAGCUUUAGCUUGGUAUUCAAAUAGCUUGCCCAGUCUUCGUGUCAUAUCUCUAGAAGGAGCAUGUCAAUUAUCCCCUACUGGGCUAAAAGCACUUGUCAUGUCAGCACCUGCACUAAGCUCUGUAAAUUUGAGCCAUUGCGCCCUUCUAACCAACGUUGGUAUCAAAAUUUUGGCCAAUUCUUUAAAAUCAACACUGAGGGAGCUCAACAUCAGCUACUGCCCAAAAAUAGAUGCAAUGGAUGUGCAUCUUUCAUUGAUGGAGUUGGAGCAUUUGGAAGCGUUGUCAGUUGCUGGAAUUUACGCAGUCUGCGACAGAUUUGUUAGUUACAUAUUAUGUGCACUUGGGCAUAACAUAAAGAAGCUUGAUUUUGCUGAUUGUCCGAGUUUGACCAAGUAUGCUCUCCAACACAUUGCGCAUUACAGCAGGGGCUUACUGUCAUUAAACCUAUCAAACUUGGUUGGACUGCCAAAUAUGGGAUUGGAAUAUCUUGGUGAUGGUUGUAGACGAAUUGAAACACUUAAACUUUGCGCCAAUAGAUUCAGUGAUGACACAAUUGCUGCAUUUUUGGAAGCUUCUGGACAGUCUUUGAAGGAACUUUCUCUCAACCAUGUUAAGGAGGUUGGCUCCCAAACUGCCUAUUCCAUUGCCAAAUAUUCAACAAAUUUGUUGAGUUUGGAUUUAUCUGGGUGCAAGAAAAUAACAGAUCAGGCACUGGGAUUGAUUGUUGACAGUUGCAAGUCACUGAAGCUGUUGAAACUCUUCUGCUGUACGCAGAUAACAGAUGUAUUUCUCAAUCGCCACACAAACCCCAUGGUGCAUAUCGUUGGGUUGCAGUCGACAUCAUCACAGGAUAUCGUGAGCCACUUCGAGUCUUCAGAAGACUUUUUGGAGUAUUCGCCUCUCAAAUUUUUAUCUGAUGACACAGACAGAAAAAACUCUGGUUCUUCCGAACCAGUUCUGAAGAAGAGAAGACUGAGUUUUCAAUGA
This is a messenger RNA of Coffea arabica (coffee), 1506 nucleotides long. Lineage: Eukaryota; Viridiplantae; Streptophyta; Magnoliopsida; Gentianales; Rubiaceae. The record is from RefSeq and is a predicted model, not a curated record.